Marasmius oreades (fairy-ring Marasmius) is the source of this 1832-nucleotide messenger RNA. RefSeq lists its product as uncharacterized. Lineage: Eukaryota; Fungi; Basidiomycota; Agaricomycetes; Agaricales; Marasmiaceae. The transcript has 8 exons. The coding region runs from base 88 to 1722 and encodes 544 amino acids. Gene Ontology annotation, cellular component: membrane; endoplasmic reticulum. Gene Ontology annotation, biological process: transmembrane transport. The record is from RefSeq and is a predicted model, not a curated record.
CGCGUCUCGAAUGCAUGCCAAGCACAACGAGGUAAUGCGACAGUUGUUCGUCUGCGGUCCUUCUCCUCCCACCCACCUCCACUUUCCAUGAGGCAAGAUCUCCCUUUAGGAACUCUCCUUUUCACUGUUUUUACGUCCAUUCUUGAGGUUUUUCUUCUAUGUCUGGCUGGAUACAUCCUUGCUUCCAAAGGAAUCCUUGAUAAGAAGACACAAAAACAACUCAACAGACUAAACGUUUCCUUGUUUACGCCGGCGCUGUUAUUCUCAAAAGUUGCUUUCUUUCUAUCCCCCGAGAAAUUGAGAGAACUAUGGAUUAUUCCAUUGUUUUUUAUGGUCGUGACGGCUGUCUCCAUGACCGUUCCCUUUCUCCUUGGUUCAAUAUUCCGACUGAAAAAGUCACAAAGGGCGUUUGCCAUGGCAGCGUCCAUGUUCAUGAACUCGAAUUCUCUUCCGAUAGCUUUGAUGCAAAGUCUCGUCGUCACCAUGAACCAUGCUUUACGCUGGACUGACGAUGACACCAAGAACACGAUGCUCGGAAGGGCUUUGACGUACCUUGUGCUUUAUAGCACCCUUGGAAUGAUUUUGCGAUGGAGUUAUGGUGUGCGCCUUCUAUCUCAAGCUGACGACGAGGGUGCUAUCAGACUUCCGGUUAACGACGAAGAGCACGAGGACUUGAUCGAUUCAUCCCCAGAAUGCGACUUCGAUGAAACUUUCCGCCAUUACGUGAAUGGCAGUGGCUCGGACUCUGCUGCCACUCCACCAAUCAAACCCAGCAUACCUGCGAUUGUUAUCGAAGGCGUAUCGCGUCCUCCACGACCCCAACGCCAGCAAUCAAAAUUUUACAAUUCAUUUCCUAACUCACCGAAUCAGUCGCGUGUGGCUCUACCCGAAAUCGAGACAACCUCCAACUCACGUGUCAACUCUGACGACGAAAUGACUGAGGAUGAGGACAACAACCAUGAUUUUCGAUCUGGCACACUCCCUGUCCAUCGCGGACCCAGUCACGGAAGCCCUCAAUCAACCUUAUCCCGAAUCAGGCGCUUCUUUAAACCCACGAUGCGACGUUUUUAUCGAGCAUGGAGCAUUUUCAACGAGUUCAUGACAGUACCUCUUUGGGCUGCCCUUCUCUCGAUCAUUGUUGCCCUUGUUCAACCCCUGCAACAUGCACUCGACGUACACAUGCAACCUGUCAAGGGAGCCUUGACAAGUGCGGGUAAUUGUUCUAUCCCAGUAACCCUGGUCGUACUGGGUGCAUAUUUCUAUCCCACACCAAAAGAAGAGGCAAGUAACUCGAUACCAGCUGCCAAUGGCAGGACAAUUGGGGAGUCUAGUUCAACUUCUACAUUGAUCCACCACAUGAGAGAGGUCCUGCAAGAUCAUCAACAGCCCCCGUCUCAUACUGUAGAGAUCGGAGAGACUAAGACAGUUAUUAUCGCUGUACUCUCGAGAAUGAUCAUCACGCCUUUGUUGUUACUUCCGCUGCUGGCUUUCUCCGCGAAAUUUGACAUUCAACAGGUCUUCGAGGAUCCUGUCUUCGUCCUGUCAAAUGUUCUAUUGGUGGCAUCACCUCCCGCGUUGACCCUCGCACAGAUAACUCAAGCAGCUUCUGGCGAUGCGUUCGAGCGAUUGAUUAGUCGAACCAUCUUCUGGUCGUACUGUAUAUUAACGCCACCUACCACUAUACUCUAUGUUGUUGUUGGAUUACUUUUUUCACGGUUGUAGUUUCGACUUACUACCAAUCGGUAUUCUUAGGUCUUUUCUGGAGUGUUAUUUUUUAUCUAUUUCUCAUGUCUCAGCGUAUAGAAAUACAAUUCUUAGAUUCACGCCCAAAA